AUGAGGGAGACAGCGUGGCUCACCGUCGGUAAGCCCGAGCCGGAGUUAUAUCGAUUUGCGAUGGUCGAAAUCGCGAUCGGCCGACUGGUAUCGAGCGGUGGUCACGGAAUAGGGGCGGCGCGGCGGUCCGCGGCAAGUUCGACGUCUGGCCUUGGAGGGAACCAGUCCGUCUCGUCCGAAACACCUCUGGGCAAUUAUUCAAUAAAACAAAAGCAUCCACCGGCCGCGUUUACGUCACACCGCGAGUUGUGCGCGUUGUUU
Messenger RNA from Iphiclides podalirius (scarce swallowtail), 261 nucleotides. The record is from the annotation of a GenBank genome assembly. Lineage: Eukaryota; Metazoa; Arthropoda; Insecta; Lepidoptera; Papilionidae.